AGUAGUGAUUUACUCAGUAAGGAACAGAGGGGCACAAACAAAACAAAAACAACAGUACAGUAAUAGUAUUGUAUUUCUAGUAUUAGAGGGGCAAAUUGAACCGUUUUUUCCUCAGAGUUUGCGAUUCUUUCGCAGAGAAACAAAAUGGAUAUUGGAGAUAUGCCCAACAAUAACAUAAAGAAAUGGGUAGUGGUUUAUCCAGUUUAUAUAAAUUCAAAGAAAACAAUCGCUGAAGGGAGGAGAAUUAAUGUGAGCAAAGCAUGUGAGAAUCCUACUUGUGCUGAAAUUGGGGAUUGUUGCACCCAUUUCAAACUCCCUUUUGCAAUCGAGAUUGAUAAAGCUUAUCCGCGCGAUUUCAUGCAAAGAGGGAGAGUGCGGGUGUUGCUUAAGAAAGAUGAUGGCACUCCCUGUAAUCCAGCCAUAUCUUCAAUGUCGGGUUGCGAUUGUAUUGCAGGGAAACAGCUGAUGCUGCGAAUUGCAGAGUUAGUGCCGAGACAUCCUGGCAGGACCAAGAAGCAAGAGCCUGCUUCUGCGUCAAAUGCUGGAACUGCCAAAUCCGGAAAGGGUGGGAAAAAGAAGAGAUAGCUCUAGUAUGACACAUUUGCAAAAGAUUUUCCUUGCAUCGCUUGGUAUAUUUUACUUGCGAUAAUGAAAAGACAAUCGAAACUUAUUUGUGUAUUAUUGUUCUGGGAAAGUUUGUCAAGUGGAAUAAAAGGAAUUUUAAACGCUAUUAACUUUUUUGGAUUUAGUGUAGUAUUUUUUUUUUAAUUGCAGUAUAU
This is a messenger RNA of Morus notabilis, 779 nucleotides long. Its product is annotated as signal recognition particle 19 kDa protein. Gene Ontology annotation, biological process: SRP-dependent cotranslational protein targeting to membrane, signal sequence recognition; SRP-dependent cotranslational protein targeting to membrane. The transcript has 4 exons. The coding region runs from base 145 to 585 and encodes 146 amino acids. NCBI's taxonomy places the organism in Eukaryota, Viridiplantae, Streptophyta, Magnoliopsida, Rosales, Moraceae. The record is from RefSeq and is a predicted model, not a curated record. Gene Ontology annotation, cellular component: signal recognition particle, endoplasmic reticulum targeting. Gene Ontology annotation, molecular function: 7S RNA binding.